AUGGAGCCAGGCGGAGGAGGGAGGGGGAGAGGUGGAAAGGGGGCACGGAGGGGGAAAAGCGGGGGAGGCGCAAGAGGGAGGAGAGGCAGUGCGAGGGGGGAGGCGGUGGGCGGGGUGGCGGACGGGACUGCAGGGGCGUGGUGGGCGACUGGUGGGGGCGCGGAGGGCAGCUAUGUGGGAGCAGGAGGACUCGCGGCGGGGGGAACGGGAUGGGGCUUGGGGGAGGACGCGGAGGUUGGCGCAAGCGUGCGCGAGGCGGCAGUGGCAGCGUGGGAGGGCGGAGAGACGGGCGGAGGAGUGGGAACGGUGGGCGGAGGAGUGGAAGCAGCGAAUGCAGCGGAGGGAUGGACAGGGGGAGGCGCGGAGGGGCGCGUAUCCCGCCGCAGGGGAGGCAGGGGCGCGGGGAGGGGGAGAAUGGAGGGUGAAACGGGGCAAGCGGAAGGCAGUCGCGGGCGGGGGGUGGUGGCGCGCGGAGGGAGGGGCGCAGGUGUGGCGCGCGGACAGGAAUGGACGGGGGCGGGCGCGCGAGGGAAUGCGCGGAUGAGAGGGGGGAACGCUGGCAGGGGGUGGGAUGCGGGCGGGCGAAUGGGGUACCUCGAUGGGCGGGUGAGUGGUGGAGAGACAUUGGGAGCAGUGGGAGGGCAGCAGGAGGAGUACGGAGGUGCAGCGAGGGGUAGUAGAGUGGAGAUGGCGUGGGGGGUGGGGGGCGAGGAGGCACACGCACGGCAGCAGAUGGCGGGCACAGCGAGAAUGCACCGCCUGCCGCAGCAGCAGCGGCGGGUGGAGGAGGAGCAAUGGCAGCAGCAGCAGCGUCAGUAUGAGCAGCAAGGGCAGCAGGGGGGAGGGGGCGGCGAGGGGCAGUUUGAUGUUGCGGCAGGCGGGUGGGUGGAGGGUGGGCGGGCGGAGUGGCAGCUUGGCGGAGGAGCAGGUGGUGGUGGGGAGGAGCUUGGGCGCAACGAUGUGGGUGUGGGUGGGGAGGAUGGGGGGGAUGGGGCUUGGGGGGAGUGGUACGAGGGGGACGGUGGCGGAGCGGCAGAGGAGGAAUGGGAAGGAGAGGGAGGGGAGGAGUGGGGGGGAGAGGGAGGGGAGGAGUGGGGGGGAGAGGGAGGGGAGGGGGAGGAGGACUAUGAGGUGGGGUAUGCUGCUGGGCUGGCUGCUGCUCGUGAGGCCCUCAGACAAGCCUCUGCCGCCACUGCUGCUGCAGCUGCACAUGUUGGUGCUGGCGGGGUGGCUGUUGGGGGUGCUGCUUCCAUGGGUGGAGUUGGUGACGGGGCAGCAGGCGGUGCUGCAGGAGACGGCCUUGAUCUCAUGCUGCCUCACCACCCGCCUGCUGCAGCACCACGAGGCACAGCACCUGCCCUUCACACACCGGAUGCCUCUCAUGUGCCCACCGCAGCAGCAGCGGCAGCGGCAGCAGCAGGCGGAGGCGCAGUGUGCCGCGCCAAGUACCCCGACAUGCGCCUCAUCCCCUCCCACGUGCGCCGCAUCCUCACCAAGGCGCCCCACUGGAGCUCCACCUUGGCGCAGCGCAGCAGCAAGCGAGUGCGCGCGCCGGAGAGCAUGGCGCUGGAGGAGGCGCUCGUGGCGUGGCUGCGGGACAUGAAGGGCGGCCCCGGCGCCACCAAGGUGCAGCUUCAGCAGAUCUGCGCCAAGGGCCGCCAGCUGGGCCCGUCGUUUGGGGUGUCGCCCUCCUUCAGGUACAGCAUUGGGUGGGCGUGUCGCUUCCAGGAGCGGUGGGGGUUCUCAAAGCGGCAUCUGGAGGAGGAGAGGGAGGCGUAUUUCAAUGACGACCCCGCCGCUGCUGCUGCUGCUGCUGCGGGCAGUGCUGAGCCGUCAUUGGUGGAGCUGGCUGAUGAGAUCUUUGGCGCUCAGAUCCUGGUGGCGCGCACGGAUGGUGAUGAUGCGGACGAGGGGGAGGGGGAGGGGGAGGGGGAGGAGGGGGAAGAGGGAGAUGAGGAGGGCAGUGAGGAGGAGGAUGAGGACGAGGGUGAGGAGGAUGGAAGGGGUGGGGGUGGGAGGGGAGGAAGGGGAGGGAGGAGAGGGAGGGGAGGGAGGGGAGGGCGGGGAGUAGUGGGAAGGGGGCGUGGGAGGGGAGGUGCGUGGAAGGGAGGGAUGAGGGUGGUGGGACGGGAGACGUCACUGACUGCUGGCAGGGAGGUGAUCGACCUAGAGGGCGGUGAGGGGGGGGAGAGGGGCGAGGGGGGUGAGAGGGGCGACAGGCCGCAGCGGCGGCGGAGGGGCGAGGGCGGGUCAGAGGAGCAGACGCAGCAGGGCAGGGAGCAGGCAGGUGGGGGUGCAGGCGAGGAGGGCGAUGGAGGAGAGGCGGCAGCAGAGGCGGGUGGAUGGGCAGGAGGAGUAGAGUUGCUGGCAGGCACGGCAAGAGGCGCAGCAAGGGAUCGGGCGAGGAAGAAGGCAGCAGGCAAGGCGGCACGCGCGGUGCAGCCGAGUCGAGAGCUGCUGGCGCUGGCACUGGCAGAGGCUGGCGUGGACGGGGAGCAGGCGGGUGGCGGCAUGCAGGGAGCAGGUGGGUGUGACUCGGAUGAUGUAGCACGCACAUUGGCAGCAGAGGGAGUCAGACGGACAGCGCGGCCAGCAGGGGCAGCGGUGAGGGGUGCAGCAGCAGCAACAGCAGCGGCAGUGGGGGGGGCGUUGGUGGAUGUGGAGGCGGCAGUGGCAGCAGCAGGAGACCUCCGCCUGGACGCCCCCAGCGAUGACUCCAGUGCUGGCCACGCCCACGGUGGUGAUGGUAGUGAUGGUGGUGAUGGUGGUGAUGGUGGUAAUGGUGGUGAUGGUGGUGAUGGUGGUGAUGGUGGUGACGGUGGUGAUGGUGGUGAUGGUGGUGAUGGUAGUGAUGGUGGUGAUGGUGGUAGGCGGCACGUGGAGAGGCAGCGUGCUGCAGGGAGGGAGAAGCGGGCGCCGGGCGGGAAGGGCAAGCACCGGGCGGCCAUCAGUCUGCGGGUGAAGCGAGUCAUCUGCAUGCUGAGGGCUGCCCGCCCCGACAUGCCGCCCAAAGACAUCCACCGCCUCGUGCACCGCGCCUUCGCUGCUGCCGCCCGCCAGCCUCAAGGCACCGCCCCUCCCUCCGCCACCACUGCUGCUGGCAGGGCAGCGAGCUUGGCAGCGGGGGGGGUUGCGGCGGCGGGCGUGGAGGCGGCGGGAGUGGCGGCGCUGGACGUGGCGGCGGUGAGGCGCAUCCUGAGGAAGAGCCACGUGUACCUCGCCCUGCCCGCCCACGGCGCCACCCUCAUCCGCCACAGCAGCGGCGCCCACCCCCACGUGCAGGCGGCCGUAGCCGCAUGGGUGAGGGCGAUGGAGGCGCGGUACGGGCGAGAGGCCCUGCGGUGGGAUGAUAUCCUGGAGUAUGCGCGGCAGGUGGGGCCGCAGAUGGGCGUGAAGGAGGGGUUCCGGUAUAGCUACCACUGGGCUCGCAAGGCGCUGCUGCGGCACGGGCUGGGGAGUAACUGGGGCAAGCAGGUGGAGCGGGGCGGUGGGAAGAAGAAGGGGAAGGAGAGAGGAGAUGGGGGAGAGAUGUCAAUUGAUGGUAGCACCACUGAUGGUAACACGACAGAUGGAAACACCACGGAAGGGCAGAGCAGUGACGGUGGAGGGACGGACGAGGAGAGGGAGGAGGGGCGCCAUACACUGCACCCUGACCGCCCUGCUGCUGCUGCUGCUGGUGCUGGUGCCGGGCGUGCAGGGCGGGCAGGGGGGGGAGAGGAGCAGCAGGAGGGCCCGCUGGACCGCCUGCAGCGGCUGGCGGAGCAGUGGGCUGCUGAGAGACGCACGCCGGGGCAGUCGCAGGGGCGCACGGGCGAGGGGGCGGGCGGCAGGCAGCGGCGGUGGCGCCACACGGUGGUGCCGCCCGCUGUGAAGCUCGCCAUGUGCGCCCUCGCCCGCGCCCUCCCCUCCCUCCCCUCCAAGGCCAUCGCCCGCGCUGUUGGCGCCAGGUGCGUUGUGGUGCUGCCUGCCACACAUGGUGCUGGAUUCCUUGUCCGAAUCUGUGCGUUGUGGUGCUGCCUGCCACACAUGGUGCUGGAUUCCUUGUCCGAAUCUGUGCGUUGUGGUGCUGCCUGCCACACAUGGUGCUGGAUUCCUUGUCCGAAUCUGUACAUUCUCUUGAUUGAGAAUAUACAUUCACUCCUUCUCCCUCCCUCCCCUCCAAGGCCAUCGCCCGCGCUGUUGGCGCCAGGUGUGUGGGACUCCUUGGCUGACUCCUCCCUGUUUCAUGCCUCCAGGUACGGCAUGAGGCUAACGAACGUGUCGCUGCCAGCAGUGCUGCUGAGGGAGGACGACUGGAGGCAGCUCGUGCACCGCUCCCGCGCUGGCAGGCCGGGCGCCGUCAGACUGCGCGGCGCUGAGACCCGCCUGGAGGAGGCUCUUGCGCUCGCAGUGAGGAAGGCUAUAGCGAGGACGGAGGAGGACAGGCGAGCUGCAGGGGGCGGUAGGGGGGACGAGGUGGGGAGCAGAGGGGGGCCGGGGGCGGGGCAGCAGCAGAUGUCAGUGCGGGCGGUGCAGGAGUAUGCGAGGCGGCUGGCACCUCUGGUGGGGGUAAGUCAGGGAUUCACGUGCAGCCUGGCAUGGGUGCAGCAGUUCAUGCAGCGCUGGGGAUUCCACCCCCCUGCAGGCACGGGAGGAGGAGGUGGUGGGGCGAGGGGGCGAGGGGGCGGGCUGGGUGCGAGGAGAGGGGAGGAUGGUCGGACAGAGGACGAAUUUGAAGAAGGGGGAGGGGAGGAGGGGGAGGAGAGUGAGGGGCAGGGAGGAGUGAGCGCGAGGAUAAGGGGGAUAGUGGACGAGCGGUGUGAGGUGCGGCAGGAGGAGGUGGCAGCGCUGGUGGCGGUGGCAGAGGAGCAGCGGGAGAGGCGCGCUCAGAUCAAGGCGAGUGGCCGCCGGCUCACUGACGUGCGCGAGGAGGAGUGGAUAGAAGAGGGGCGGCACGAUGGUGCUGGUGGGCGGCGUAGGGCGGCAGGGAAUGGGAUGGAGAGUGAUGGUGGGGAUGGGGGCGUGACUGGUGACAGUGAUGGUGCGUGUGACAUGACGGACAAUGAUGGUGGUGACUUUGACACGGACACUGACCUUGACCUGCCCACCCGCCGUGCCCAUACGAGCCCCCACGCUGCUGCCACUGCUCACGCUUUCCCUCGUUCUGCCCCUCCUGCCAUCGCUGCUCAAAGUGCGGCACCUGCUAAUGCCACUGCUGCUGCUGCUGCUGCGGCCACUGCUGCAGCUGUCACUGCACAUCCCUCAGUGACCCCACCACCUCAAGUGAGCACCCUGCUGGCAUCGCUGGCUGGCGUGCGGGUGGCAUCUGCUGCUCAGGCCGCCCCGCAGCUGCAGUCUGCGUGGGCCGCCCUUGCCGCAGCCACGCCCUUCUCCAGGCAGCUCACGGCGCACCGCGCGGCAGAGGUGGGGCGGGCAUGGCGCCGCCUGGAGAGGACCCGCGUGGUGGUGUGGGAGGGGGGUGUGGGGAGUGAGGGGAAUGAGAGCAGUGAGAGCAUGAGCGUGGAGGAAAUUGGAGGGAUGGGCAGCAGCAUGGAGGAGUGGGAGUCGAAGGAGGGCAUAGUUGGCGCGGUGGCAGGGAGGAGCGCAGGAGGGGGCAUGCCUGGUGGGCGAGGGAGGAAGAGAAGGAGGGGUGGGGAUGCGCAGGACGGUGUGGUGGCAUCACGGGCCGGGGCAGCAGCAGCAGGGAGUGGGGCGGGCAUGGCAGCCAGGGGAGCAGCAGGCAGAGGGCAGUUGGCAGCGGGCGGGCAGGGGUCAGCAGGCAUGGCAGCACCUCUGCUGGCUCCAGAGCUCAUAGUGGCAGCGGCCCUCCGAGCUGCCCUCGCCUCCCAGCCCAUGCCCGCCCCCUCCGCUGCUCACGCCCUGCGCUUCCCGUUCCCCCAGGCUUCUCCACCCGCCACCACCGCACUCCACUCCCUCGUUCAGCUGCUUUCCUCUGGUGGCUUGCCGUCCGGCCUUCUCCCGGUCGCCCGGCCGUACGGCUUUGGCUGGGGCCAGCCGCUACUCCCUGCGCCUCCCCCAUCCUCCCACGCUGCUCCCUCUCCCACAAGGCCGCCUCCCCCCCGGUCUCUCACUGCGCUCCUCACUUCACUCACAUCCAACCAACCGCCUUUCUCCACCACACCUGAGCCUCCCUCCACCUCACGUGCGGCUGCUCCCACUGCUGCUGCUCCCACCAAUGCCCCUAUGGCAGCAAGAGCAGCUGCUAUUGAUCCUGUGACAUGCGCCGCUGCCACCAAAACACCUUCUACUCCUUCGCCGGCUCCCGUGCGUCCACCUGCUGCUUUUCAUGCUCGCGACGCCUCCACUCCGGCUGCUGUUCCUGCGUCCGCUCCUCGUCAUAUUCCAGCUGCUAAUAUCUCUGUUCCUGCUCCUGUUCCUGCACCCGCUUUGGCCACCACUGCUGCCAGCAGCGCUGCAGAUAAGGCUCAUUCUGCUAUUGGUUCUGCCACUCCCUCAGAGAAGUCAUGA
Messenger RNA from Closterium sp. Naga37s-1, 6468 nucleotides. The record is from the annotation of a GenBank genome assembly. Lineage: Eukaryota; Viridiplantae; Streptophyta; Zygnematophyceae; Desmidiales; Closteriaceae.